AUAAUCAACCCCUUUUAUUUUUGGUUCCUUCUCUCUCCCCGAUAGUGUUCCCCGUCCUUCCGUGUGUCUCUCUGUGUGAAAGCAACGGCUUCUAGGGUUCUUCUCAUCUCAAUUUGCAGACCCUUAUUAUCUAAUUCGCUUGGCUCUUCCCUUUUUCACAGGAUUCCCACAAUUGGCGACAAGAGUUAAAGGCUCAUAUUCAAACAUCAUUGCUUUGGAUAUUUAAUGAUCUUUCAAUUUAGAUAAUGUUAACAAAGAUCUCUUCUUAUAUCCCACCCAUUAAGACCUAGGCAAGGCCUGGGUAGCUAUAUUAAGAUAAUGUUUGACUCUGGAAUUCUUCCUCAUCAGGUAAUUCAUAGUUAGGAGAGGGAUGGAGAAAGUGCAGAACCCUGUGACUCUACUCUUAUAAGUGAACAUUGCAGGAUAUGUGAAGACUCUUAAAGCAGCAAGAUGAGCAAUGAUGCCUUUGAUGUGCAGAUAUUAGAUGAGAAGUUGUCAAAACUCAACAACUCGCAGCAGAGCAUUGAAUCUUUAUCACGAUGGUGUAUUUUGCAUCGGAAGAAAGCAAGACAGAUUGUUGAGAUAUGGGAUAAAUUAUUCAACUCAUCCCAGAGAGAACAGCGUGUUUCUUUUCUAUAUUUGGCUAAUGACAUCUUGCAAAAUAGCAGGCGCAAGGGUAGUGAGUUUGUGAAUGAAUUCUGGAAAGUUCUUCCUGCAACACUCAAACAAGUUUAUGAAAAUGGAGAUGAACCUGGGAAGAAAGUGGUGACUAGACUGGUUGAUAUAUGGGAGGAACGGAAAGUUUUUGGUUCUCGAGGACAGGGUCUUAAAGAUGAAAUGCUCGGUAAGAAUCCUUCUCCUCCUCCUCCUCCUCCUCAGGUAGCGAGCAAUGGAAAGAGCUCAAAUCCUAUCAAGAUAGUGAAAAGGGAUGCCCACUCAGUAAGAAUUAAAUUGGCUGUUGGAGGUCUGCCAGAGAAGAUUCUAACAGCAUUUCAAUCAGUAAGUGAUGAGCAUCUUGAUGAAGAAGCUGCUUUAAAUAAGUGUAAAGCUGCUGUGUUCCAUGUUGGUAAAAUUAGGGAAGAAGUGGAAAAUGGUUUGUCUCUAGGAAAUCAGCAAGGUUCCACAUUUGUGGAUGAUUUACAAGUGCAGGAAAACGUCCUCCAGCAGUGUAUUGGGAAGCUUGAAAGUGCUGAAGCAACCAGGGCUAUGUUGAUUUCGCAGCUUACAGAAGCACUUAAGGACCAAGAAUCAAAGCUGGAUGUCAUUCGUGCCGAGUUACAAGUUGCUCGAGGCCAAAUUGAGCAAGCAGUCAAUCUGAGGACUAGGUUGACAUCUCUGACUCUUCCUGGCUCCACCACUUCGAUUCCAAUGCUGGAUGCUGCAAAAAUUAUAGAGCACAAUACACCUCCACUUCAGUCAACCAGCACUCCGCUGCCUACCCUUGCACAACCUGUGGUUUCUUUUGCACCAAUGAAAACUUUGGAUGAGGAGAGCAAGAAAGCCGCUGCAGCAGCUGUUGCUGCAAAGCUUGCUGCCUCUACAUCCUCUGCACAGAUGCUUACAUCUGUUCUUUCAUCUCUUGUUGCUGAAGAAGCUGCCUCAAUGAAUGGUGGCUUAAAGUCAACUGGAUUCACCUCAGGCUUGACCAUGUUUCCCUCAGAAAAACGACCAAAACUUGAGAACCCUAUGCCAGUAUCUGAUAGCAAUUCUGAUGUAGGUAACACAACCUAUUUUAAUCCUUUACAACAGCAACCAGGGACAACUGUGCCUCUUGUACCACCAACUUCAAGCAUGCAAUCCAUGUCCCAAUCCAACCAGAUACAAACUUCAUUUGGUAUGUUGCCUCCAUUGCCACCUCCACCUCCUCUAUCUCCAGCCAGUGCACCGACAAAUCAAUUUGCCCAGUCAUCUGGUAUGAUGCUUGGGAUGAUGCCUUAUGGUUAUGGAGCGAAUGCACUACCACCCCCACCUCCGUUACCCCCUCAUAUUGCGAUGGGAUUGGCAAGACCUGCUGCUCAGUCAUCACAACAGUCGCAAUCUCAGCAACCACAGCAGCAGCAGCAAACACCAGCAACUGGAGGAUAUUACAGGCCACCAGGCGUUGGGUUCUAUGGACAAAACCAUCAAUCAGCAACACCUCCAGUACCGCGGCAGUGAGUCUUCCCUCGAAACUAAUGGGGAAAGCCUUUAGGAGGUCGUUGGUUUUAUGGUUUGAGCCGUAAGUAAACUCCAGAAAUAGCUUAGGGUGAAUGCCUGUCGUAAAAGUGUCAAUGAGCCUGGAGGGUCUCCUCUGACCCUUGUGAUACAUGUAUAUUGAUAGAAAAUUGCAUCUAGGGGCUUUAUUUGAAGUAUGUUGAGAUGCACAUAACCCCCUUCUUCCUCCCUCCCUGUCAAAUCUUAAUCUACUGAACCAAAUGUCUGUUAGGUUCAAUGGGAGCUCCGCAUAAAAUGAAAUUUUCCUAGAUAGGUGUAUCUUAAUCUAACUGUUCAUGUACCAUUAGCAUAUGUAUCAUGUGUACUUCAUAGUUAUGGAAGCCUUACAAUGGAUUGCUACUGA
Molecule: messenger RNA, 2557 nt
Organism: Manihot esculenta (cassava)
Lineage: Eukaryota; Viridiplantae; Streptophyta; Magnoliopsida; Malpighiales; Euphorbiaceae
Product: regulation of nuclear pre-mRNA domain-containing protein 1B
Exons: 9
Coding region: 451-2157 (568 amino acids)
Biological process (GO): mRNA 3'-end processing
Cellular component (GO): RNA polymerase II, holoenzyme
Molecular function (GO): RNA polymerase II complex binding
Source: RefSeq, a predicted model, not a curated record